CCUACACUCCUUAGAUUACCAAGAAAUUCAUUCCUUCGUUCAUUCUUUUCCAUUCUUUGGAUCUCGUCACAAUGCUUGCACUUCUUAUCUUACUACCCUUCUUGGGUCUCCUCAGCCUAGCUAGCGCAGCGCCAGCGAUCGCUUUCUCGCCUCACCACCAUCACUCUCAUCAUGAAGUGCGAGCCGCUCUAUCUUCUCCUGAAUCCAAUGUCACAUUGGAACCUGCUAUCGAGCAGCUUGAGCGCCGAGCCGUCCCCAAAAAGCGUGGUCUCGCCUACAACAACCCUGCCCUGACCAAGCUCUUCACGGGCGCCAAUUCGAAAAUCUCCUGGAUGUGGAAUUGGGACUCAGCAAAAUACAACGGCGUCAAUUCAAACCUUGUCUACUGCCCUAUUCUCCAAUCCAACGCAGCCUCCGACACCUCUAAAUGGAACGCCAACUUCGCGACCGCCUGGGCCGCAGGGUCCCGCCACGCCUUCUCCUUCAACGAACCCGACCAAUGCGGCGGUGGAGGUUCUUGCAUUCAGAACGUCGCAACAGCCGUUGCCGCACAUAAACAAUGGGUCCAGCCGCUCGCUGCUAAGUACGGGAACGGCAUCCGCAUCGGCGCGCCGAGCGUGACGAAUGGCGUGAAAGACGCGACCACGGGGUCCGUCAUGGGCCUCCCGUGGCUCCAGCAAUUCAUCGCGCAGUGCACCGGCUGCCGUCUAGAUUUCAUCGUCGUGCACUGGUACGACUCAGCCACCAACAUCGCCUACUUCAAGCAGCACUUGAAUGACGCAUAUGCUGCUGGAGGCGGCCGACCGGUCUACGUCACCGAAUUCGCUCCCACGUCCGGCACGGAUGCGCAGAUACAGCAAUUCUUGAAGGAUGCAAUGGCCUUCAUGGACUCGACGAGCUGGGUCCAGUGGUACUCGUACUUCAUGACCGCGGAAGGGAACCUGGUCAACGACGCUGGCAAUGGGCUGUCGACGCUAGGGCAGAUUUACAACACAUAUUGAUUUUGAGGGUUUAGAAUACUUAGGGGAGGAGGUUUGGUGCUAUCCUUCGGUCUUAAUUGAUCCCUUCACUUCUUCCAUUCGCUUAUACCCACCUUUUACACACACUUUGGGUCCGGGUCACCCACAUUCUUACUUUCGCUUAUGCCUAACAUUCACACCUAUAUUCUUGUAUAUACUUCAUUUCACUUCGAUGGCGGAAUACAUCUUACCGCAUAGACUAGGAGCCACUGGCUUUCACCAUGGAAUCAAACAAAUUUUGGUACCACUAU
Molecule: messenger RNA, 1270 nt
Organism: Mytilinidion resinicola
Lineage: Eukaryota; Fungi; Ascomycota; Dothideomycetes; Mytilinidiales; Mytilinidiaceae
Exons: 1
Coding region: 72-1001 (309 amino acids)
Biological process (GO): fungal-type cell wall polysaccharide metabolic process
Cellular component (GO): fungal-type cell wall
Source: RefSeq, a predicted model, not a curated record